GCAACAUACAUAUCUUCCUGUUUCUAGAAGGGUGGGGCGCAGGGUGGCUGUCCCCAGCUAAAGGAGACGCUCAUCGGCUAGUUCCUUAGCUGAACCCGUCAACCACCGCAUUUAAUUAAUGUAUCUACGUGAUAUUUGCACAUUUGCGCAUCCACUUUUCAGUUUGACCCCUUUUAUUUUUUUGCAAUUGCACAACAACAACUGCAGCCCGACAACAUGUCAGAGGCUUCGGUUGCUGACACUCGCCGGCUAAAUUCCAAGCCCCAGGAGCUCACGGACGCAUAUGGUCCACCCAGCAAUUUUCUGGAAAUAGACGUUUAUGAUCCACAGAUCGUCGGAGUCGGGCGGCAUCGGUACACAACCUAUACAGUUCGGACGCGGACCAACCUUCCCAUUUUCAAACUUAAGGAUUCUUGUGUAACCAGACGAUACAGUGACUUUGAGUGGUUAAAGAAUGAGCUGGAGAGAGAUAGCAAGAUUGUAGUAUCACAUCUCCCGGGUAAAGCCCUGAAGAGACAGUUGCCGUUCCGCAACGACGAAGGGCUUUUUGAGGAGUCGUUCAUUGAGGAGCGGCGAGUGGGUUUGGAGCAAUUCAUCAACAGAAUUGCAGGUCACCCUUUGGCCCAGAAUGAGCGCUGUCUGCACAUGUUCUUGCAAGAGGCCGAGAUUGACCGGAACUACAUUCCCGGAAAAGUAUGAGUGAAACGCCUGUACCUUCUCCAUUUAUUUCUACAGCUUGUCAGUUUCAAGCCGGUGGAGGAAACUACCCAAAUAUUGCUCCCAUUGUGUAAAUCGUUUGUUGUCUCUCUCUGUAAUUCCUCUUAUGUACAUUACUUAGUGAAUGACAAUGUUUUAUUUUUUUCCCUGAUGAUGAAUAUUUACCGCCACAAAAUGCUUCAGACAAGCGUUCAACUUGUGCGCUUCGUAUUUGCUUUUUGGUCGCUAGUAAGAUAACCUCCCAAAGUGAAGCAAGAUGUAGCAUCGCAAAGAAAACGCUGACUUGUUUAAUCUGUGUGCGCUUUUAGUCAGGGUCACUCACAGUGAUGUCAUCGCGCCUAAAUUGUCACACUACCAGUUUAUGCAAAUCAUAAGUUAAGCAAGCAAAUACGAGCACUGUGAGGUUCAUCAUACGCAUUUGAAUCGUUUGAAAUAGUCAUCAGAUCUCGAGUAAGAUGUCUCGGCUUAUUUUCUUUUUUUCCCUCAAUUCCAUAAAGAUGAUUGUGAAGUGUAUGUUAUCAUUCCAGUUCUACAAUGAGUACUGAGGAAUUCCUCUUGUUAUUUUUCCGUCCGACUAUUAAAUUUCCUGCUGCCUGCUGUG
Syngnathus acus (greater pipefish) is the source of this 1318-nucleotide messenger RNA. RefSeq names its product sorting nexin 12 (gene snx12). Lineage: Eukaryota; Metazoa; Chordata; Actinopteri; Syngnathiformes; Syngnathidae. The transcript is spliced from 6 exons. Gene Ontology annotation, molecular function: phosphatidylinositol-3-phosphate binding. Gene Ontology annotation, cellular component: early endosome membrane; retromer complex. The coding region runs from base 217 to 699 and encodes 160 amino acids. The record is from RefSeq and is a predicted model, not a curated record. Gene Ontology annotation, biological process: late endosome to Golgi transport; endocytic recycling.